UUUUUUAUAUGCUCCUGUUUUAUGAUACUCUUUUCUGCAAGUUGCUUGUGAAAACAAUUUGUUUUUUAAUUUCUAACUGAAUUAUAUUUUUGCUUUACCUUAAGUCCACUUCCAGAAACAAACAGUCUGACGCUGACCCAUGUGGCUUAUCUUUUUAUUAAAUCAGCCAGGAGUCGUGCCCCCGAGUGCAGGGUGCAUAAAGAAGCCUGCUUUAAAAAGUCAACGGGUAGAGAGUUCUCUCUGCCUCCAAAGAUGAGCUGCACUUGUUCCGGAAUCUGAUUCGCCAAGGAGGCUGCGGACGCCCCGCCCCCAGGCUCGGCCGCCGCCCCUGAUUGGUCCUUCCCGUCGCCCGUCUUGGGGACACAGAGAGAGGCACGAGUUGGCCUGUAAGCCUGCGCUGGCUGCUUCUCAGUGUCGGACACGUAGUGGGAAAGAGCAGGUCCCGAUGCACAAGUCACGGCAGCCCUGGGCGGAGAUGAAGGCGGACUCCGACUGGCUCUGAUUUUUCAAAGCCCUUUUCAUUCAGGAGCUUGCUUGCCCAAACGGUCAUCGAUAUGGCAGAUCCCUUAUCCCCUGGACCCAACAUUGCAAAAAUGGCGUCACUUAGCCGGGUCCGAGCUUUGGCGAUGAUUUUCUUAGCUGUCACUGGCUGCUGUGUCACCCCGACAAGUGGCAAGGAGGGCUCCGAGGAGACCGUCAUCAUCGGGCUCCGGCUGGAGGACACGGACGACAUUUCCUUCAUGGAUAAAGGCUACCUGCGGGUGAGCGAGCGGUCUCGGGUGAAAUUGAGGGUCUACGGGCAGAACAUCAACAACGAGACCUGGUCCAAGAUUGCCUUCACGGAACACGAGCGGAGCCGGGCGGUGGGGGGCUUUGACAGCUCCUCGGGGGAUAACCAGAGCCGGGAGGACUCGUCCGGCUCGCAUCCCUGCGGAAUUAGGACUUCGGAUAUAAUUAUAUUACCCAACAUCAUAUUGAAUCGGAAAACAUCCGGAGUAGUCGAGAUUGAGGUCAAACCCCUGCGGAAAACCGAGAGGAGUAAAACGUACUACCUUUGCAUCGCCACCUCCACGCCGGCGGUGGCCGGGUUGCACGACCCGUGGACGGAGAACACCUGGAUCUACCACGACGGGGACGACACCAAAGUGAUAGUGGUGGAGGAGAAAAAGUUCCUGCUGCCUUUCUGGCUCCAGGUCAUCUUCAUCUCCAUGCUGCUGUGCCUGUCCGGCAUGUUCAGCGGCUUGAACCUGGGGCUCAUGGCUCUGGAUCCCAUGGAGCUCCAGAUCGUCCAGAACUGCGGCACGGAGAGGGAGAAGAACUACGCCAAGAAGAUCGAGCCGGUCCGGAGCCAGGGCAACUACCUGCUCUGCUCGCUCCUGCUCGGGAACGUGUUGGUGAACACCACGCUGACCAUCCUCCUGGACGACAUCGCUGGCUCCGGGCUCAUCGCGGUGGUCAUGUCCACCAUCGGGAUCGUUAUCUUCGGUGAAAUCGUGCCGCAGGCCAUCUGCUCCAGACACGGCCUGGCCGUGGGGGCAAACACCAUCUUCCUCACCAAGUUCUUCAUGCUGCUCACCUUCCCCGCGUCCUACCCGGUGAGCAAGCUGCUGGAUUACCUGCUCGGACAGGAGAUCGGCACCGUGUACAACAGGGAGAAGCUGCUGGAGAUGCUGCGCGUCACGGACCCCUACAACGACCUGGUGAAGGAGGAGCUGAACAUCAUCCAGGGCGCGCUGGAGCUCCGGACUAAGACCGUGGAGGACGUCAUGACGCCGCUGAGAGAUUGCUUCAUGAUGCCCGGGGACACGAUCCUGGACUUCAACACCAUGGCCGAGAUCAUGAGGAGCGGCUACACGCGCAUCCCGGUGUUCGAGGGCGAGAGGUCCAAUAUAGUGGAUCUGCUGUUUGUCAAGGACCUGGCCUUCGUUGACCCGGAUGAUUGCACGCCGCUCAAAACCAUCACAAAGUUUUACAGCCACUCGCUGCAUUUUGUGUUUAAUGACACCAAGCUGGAUGCGAUGCUGGAGGAGUUUAAAAAAGGAACAUCCCACCUGGCCAUAGUUCAGAGGGUGAACAAUGAAGGCGAGGGAGACCCCUUCUAUGAGGUUCUGGGAAUUGUCACCCUGGAGGACGUUAUUGAAGAAAUAAUCAAGUCAGAGAUCCUGGAUGAGACUGACUUAUACACCGACAACAAGACAAAGAAGAAAAUCACCCAUCGGGACAGGAAGCAGGACUUCUCGGCCUUCAAGCCCACUGACAAUGAAAUGAAGGUUAAAAUAUCACCUCAGCUUCUGCUGGCUGCCCUGCGUUUCCUAGCUACAGAGCUGGAGCCGUUCUUUCCGACGCAGAUGUCAGAAAAGAUCCUGCUGCGAUUACUGAAACUCCCCAACGUCAUCCAGGAGCUGAAAUAUGACGUGAAUAACAAGCGGGCAGCAGAGCACUACCUCUACCACAGGAACAAGCCUGUGGAUUAUUUCAUCCUCAUCCUGCAGGGGAAAGUGGAAGUGGAGGCAGGAAAAGAGGAGAUGAAGUUUGAAGCAGGACCAUUCUCCUUCUACGGGAUGAUGGCUCUGACAGCGCCACCUGUGCCGUUGUCUCUGUCUCGUACAUUCACCGUCAGUAGGGCAGAAUCAUUAGCGGGAUCUCCAGAGAACAAGUCUCCUCCGCGCUCAUUUGGCCUGAACCACUCAGACUCUCUGAACAGGAGCGAUCGCAUAGAGGCCAUCACGCCGACGCUGGGCAACAGCAACAACCAGCUCAACUCCUUGCUUCAUAUGUACGUCCCCGAUUACUCUGUCAGAGCGAGGUCGGACCUGCGGUACAUCAAGGUAACGCGGCAGCAGUACCACAACGCCGUGAUGGCGUCACGGAUGGACAAGACGCCCCAGUCCACGGACAGCGAGCUCACCAAGAUCGAGCUCACGCUGACAGAGUUUCACGACGGCGUGGAGACCCCGGCCAUCGUCACCACCACAGCCAGCACCACGAGCACCUCCCCCGCCGUGGCCGUCGCCAUGGCCAACGAGACGUCCCACCUGCUGACCCCGCAGCAUAACUGUGUGGGCCAGAACCUGGGCCUGAGCUGGAGCAACCACAGCGCCCACAACGAGGGACCCAUGUAGCCCUCAACCCCCCGCUGCGGCCGGUGGAGAGACCCUCCACCUUGUCCCCUGGACACGCAUGGAGCAGUGGUGUUAGGUGAAGAGGGAAAGUGGGCGGAGUCAGGGUUCUGCUCCAACCUGAAGCCCCAGUUCAGUCAGUGAAGACCUUUCCACUGUAGGGGUCGAUGGCAGCAGCGGGGACGAUGGGUCUCCAGAAGCCCCCCCCGCUGUACUGUCAGAACCAGUGAAACGAGUUUUUCAGCGGACUGGAGGACGACGGAGUGCAGGUCCGCUCGCAACAUAAUGCAAAGCUCGCUGGACUUUCUCUUCAGGCCAAAGACUUUGGUCCCGCCCCCAUCCCGCCGCCAUCCUCCUCCGUCCCGUCACACUGAAACAAACCCUCCGCUCCGGUGCUCCCUGCAGGGAGGCUCAGGCGACUGCUGGUCCAAUCAGACUCACACACAGAGCGACGGUUCGUCACAGACUGCACCAAAAGAAACCGCUAAACCGAGAACCAAGAAUGUUUGUUUUCUUGUAUUUAUUUAUUUUAUAAUAUUGUAUGUAUAUAUGUACACGUGGAGAAGUGAAAAAAUAAACUAAGAGCAUGCAUCCCCAGAACAUGCUACAUAUAUGAACAGCCACUCAUGUAUAUGAGGAGGUGAGAGUCUUUUACAGAAACUAUGUAUAUUGAAGAUCUUAUUAUUUUUACUAUUAUCCUAAAUCAGGCUUAUAGUAUCUUUUUCACCUUUUAAAAGAAAAAAAAAAAGCAAAUCACAUUAUUGCCUUGGAGAGAAAUUCUGUAAUUAGUUACUUUAACAAAGUGCAAUGAACAAUGAUUUAUUUAAGAGAUGAUUAUAAAAGAAGAUAAUUCAGUGUAUUCUAAGUUGGCAGAUGUAUUUGUAUGUUUGUGCUGUCUGUAUAUUUGUUUCUGAGAUGCGCUCAGCUGCGUCUCUUCCUCUUUGUUUCUGUCACGUUUUUGACCGACCUCAAGCACGUCCGGCUCAAGUGACGCCUUCACCAGUUACUGCAGCGUCAUAGUUUGGGUGGGGAGGGAGUGAAAGUGCCAACCAACAAAGGUAUCUAUGCAUGUGAGGUUCAAGUGUUUUUAUGCCUUUAGUUCAAUCAAAUGUAAGAACUGCACAGUAUUAAUGACCUCGUCCUAACACGUCAGAAAGAGCAACCUCGACAUUAAAUGAUGCACAGCUAAUGCUUCUCCACUGUUUUGCUUAUGAAUAUGUCUGUUUUGUUUGUUUUGUUUUGUUUUUUUUUUUAAGCUUUUUUGGACAACGUGACAGACACCAGGCUGUCACGUUGUUUUGGCUUCCCUGCAGAUUGUAGUUAAUAAUUAUUGUAGUUAACAGUUAUUGACUUGAUCCGAUUUUAAGAUGUUCUUCAACAAUGCUGGCUGCUAUUAAAGAGACAUAUUUAUACAUCGUUCUGAUUUUUACCGGAGGUAAGCUGAUUGUGUUUCAUUUGCAUGAUUAAAACAUAUUUUAAAGGAUAUUCCAGGGAUUGGCAAUUUUAACUAAAAACUGCUCUUAAAGUUACACCAAUUAUAGGAUUAUUUUGUAAAUAUUAGCUCCCAACCUCUCGUAUAACUUAUGAAAAUAAUAACACAAGUUAAAAAGUGCCAGCACAACAACAAACCCCUUCCUGAAGAUGUCUAAAAUAAUUCAGAUUAUUUAGAUUUUCUUAGAAAAUCUAGAAAUUUUUUGUAAGGGCGAAGCUGUCCUGUAAUCAACAAUUUUGCAUGUUUAAGCCUUUUGACGUUGACUGGUGUGAACAUGGGAAGUGACAGAAAAGCAACAAAACAACUAAAACUGAACCUAAUCUUGUUCCUGACUAGCAUUAAGCAAACAGCACAGCUUUUAUUGAUCAUGUUGUUUUAAUUGUUGUUAUCGAUAAACCUCAUGAUGAAAACGUUUUCAGCCAUGAAUUAGCUUGUUGAAAGCUAAUGAAUUCAUGCUAGCUAUCUUUAGCUAGCUAUACUACGGUCCCUUUCUUCCAGUGUCUAUGUGAACUAUAGAGUUUUAUUUAUGAAAUAACUGUAAUUGUUGCCAACUUCAUCUUUAAAGGGAUCCUAAAGCAGCUUCACAGUGUAAAUGCUAGCUUUCUGGCUACCACACCAGAUUUUAAUACCUGCAGCAAACAUCUUCAAAUUACACCUUUCUGUACGGCUUGUAAAGACUCUAUAUAAGCAUUAAAACGUAGAUGCCAUAAAAGCAUCAGUUGUAGUUUUAUUGAUGGAAAUCUUUUAAGCUUUUAAUUCUCUUCAACAUCAGUCGACACGAGAGACAUCAGCAUCUGCUAACUUUGUGGAAACAAACACACACACAGGGUAGAUGAAAGCUAGAAUAAAAACAACAUUUCGGGUCUAAUAUGUUUGAAAACCACCUUUGAACAGAUACUUUUAUUAAAAAGUCUUUGCCUAUCCCUGGGAUGUUCAGAGAAUUUGUUUUAUUGGAAAAUAUUGACUGGAUUUCUUGUUGAGUCAGCUGAAAGAUGUCUGCUUUAGACUUGGAGGAGAGGCAGGACAAGAAUGAGCAAAGAUUAGAUAUUUAUAUUAUACAAAAAAUUGAUUGUUUCAGACAAAAAAAAAA
Messenger RNA from Poecilia latipinna (sailfin molly), 5701 nucleotides. RefSeq names its product cyclin and CBS domain divalent metal cation transport mediator 2b (gene cnnm2b). The coding region runs from base 555 to 3122 and encodes 855 amino acids. NCBI's taxonomy places the organism in Eukaryota, Metazoa, Chordata, Actinopteri, Cyprinodontiformes, Poeciliidae. Gene Ontology annotation, biological process: transport; magnesium ion homeostasis. The transcript is spliced from 8 exons. The record is from RefSeq and is a predicted model, not a curated record. Gene Ontology annotation, cellular component: plasma membrane. Gene Ontology annotation, molecular function: magnesium ion transmembrane transporter activity.